Molecule: messenger RNA, 1050 nt
Organism: Aspergillus welwitschiae
Lineage: Eukaryota; Fungi; Ascomycota; Eurotiomycetes; Eurotiales; Aspergillaceae
Product: nuclear transport factor 2 family protein
Exons: 6
Coding region: 87-455 (122 amino acids)
Biological process (GO): protein import into nucleus
Cellular component (GO): nuclear pore central transport channel
Source: RefSeq, a predicted model, not a curated record
CUUUCCCUCCUGUCUAUCCCACUGCCACUGCCUCAUCUCUUCGCAUCCUCCUCUUUUUAGAUCUCCUAAAUAACACAUCUAUCAAAAUGGCCGACUUCCAGAGCAUCGCACAGCAAUUUGUGCAAUUCUACUACCAGACCUUUGACGCGGACCGUCAGCAGCUGGCCGGUCUCUACCGCGAUAACUCUAUGCUCACCUUCGAGACUGCCUCCCAGAUGGGUGUUGCCCCCAUCAUGGAGAAGCUGACGAGUCUUCCUUUCCAGAAGGUCCAGCACCAGAUCUCCACUCUCGAUGCUCAGCCCUCUGUUAACGGCAGCAUCAUCGUCAUGGUUACCGGUGCCCUUAUCGUCGACGAGGAGCCCCGCCCCAUGAACUACACCCAGACCUUCACUCUCAACCCCGAGGCUGGCAGCUACUACGUCUUCAACGACAUCUUCCGUCUCAUCAUGGGUUAAAUUACGACGCAGGGAAUUGGCGGGGAUUUGAUGUGACGUGUGUGAUGGGUGAUUCAGGGGGCCCAUGGCUUGGCCUAUUCAGUAGGCAGCUUUUAUGAGAUGAAGAUAAUGAAUUAGUUAUAAGAGGAUCGACACGUGCUUUUGGUUGCUGUGUUUCAAUCUAUUCCCCUUCCUUCAUUGUGAACGUUUCUACUAUUCUCUUCCUGUUCACUGAUACACGCAUACUAUCUAUUUAUUUCUUUUCACCGUGGGAUAUAGAUGGCAUACUGUUCCAUGUUCGAGCCUAGAACUUAGUAAUGAGCAGUCAAUGACAUACAGCUGCGCCAGCAGCGAUUGAUACAUUGCAGCCAAGAAGUAUAGUCUAUCCAAGCAAGGUAUAUAGGUAGGAUAUACAUGGCAUCUUGAAUAGAACGGGACAAGAAGUACAGUUUUGCGCUUUUGCAUCUCCAAACCACUCGACCACAUACCAGACUUUCCAAAAGCCAUAAUCCAACCAUACCAAAGAAGAUCUCACUGAUCCCUCAACAACGGAGUCUCCUCCGACGGCAAGUCCUGAUCAUCCUCAGCCACCACCUCCUCUUCCCCGUCCCCUCCC